Molecule: messenger RNA, 3369 nt
Organism: Thrips palmi
Lineage: Eukaryota; Metazoa; Arthropoda; Insecta; Thysanoptera; Thripidae
Product: caspase-1-like
Exons: 6
Coding region: 398-1711 (437 amino acids)
Biological process (GO): apoptotic process; proteolysis
Cellular component (GO): cytoplasm
Source: RefSeq, a predicted model, not a curated record
AGACAAGUGAAGUGCGUUCUGUUUAUGUGAUGACUAAUAAAGAAAACAAUAAGAAUUGGAUGCAGGUUGAUGCAGGUUCAGGCGUGUUUAGUUGAGGCCCGAGGGAUCCAGCUGAUUUGGAUUAGGCUCCAGAACAGUUGUACCCGAGGCAGUCGCUACGUGCUCGCGCCGUGACUUUGUUUUGGGACGUGAAUCGUGCGCUCGUUUUGGCUUUUGGCACGACGCGCGAGUCGCGACGCAGGAGACUCGUCUAGCCCACAGAGCUCGCUUGCUGAGUCCGAGAUAGCCAUAGCUGGCCUCUGGUCGUCGCUGCUGCGUCUGCCCCUUGUUCGCCACUCCAGCCCUUCAAGUUGGCGUCGGAGGUUCGUCUGGGUCCACUCGCACCUGAUGCAACACCAUGUCCUCGCCCAUAGACUGCAGCCCUGCCGGGGGACGUGAACGAGAACGAAGCCGAGGACGCCCCGUGGAGUACGAUCCGGACGACGAGGUGUUCGUGGACGACCCCGAUCUCGAUCUCGGUGAGGGCGACGAGGGCGUGGAGCUCCGCGAGAAGACGUCCCCGCCGCCCCGCGUGCGCCGCGUCUCCGACGUGAUCGACUCGAUCGGGGACAUGAGCCCCGUCCACCAGCACCUGAUGGACGCCAUCCAGGCCAUGGACGGCAGGCGCCUCAGCGACCCGGCCGGACUGCAGGUCAGGCACGACGCAGAGCCCUCCAGGCACUCGGACAGCUUCGCCCUCAACGGCUCUGGAAGGCCCAAGUCCAUCUUGGUGGACCAAGGUUACGGCAGUUCCAGCACCAUGUCACCGUUCUAUCUGGUGCACUCUCAACCACCUGUCCCGUUGGCUUCGACCAAGGCGAAACCUGCCAACGAUACCAUUGACGCCCAGCCCUACAAUGUUCCAUCAACAAACCCUGGUGUUCAAGCCAAAAUGCCUGUGGGCAAAGAGUCUGAGGAAUAUAACAUGUCUCAUCCUCGACGUGGCAAAGCGGUGAUUUUCAACCAUGACACCUUCAAUAUUGAUGGUCUGAGUCCUCGCUCAGGUUCUGAAGUUGAUGUUAAGAAUCUAGUUCAAACUUACGAAGGCCUUGGCUUUGAGGCUAUAGUGCAUCAGAACCUCACUUUUACUGAAAUCAAAUCUGAAAUCAGCAAGUUAAGCCAAGAAGACUUCACUGAUGCUGAUUGUCUAUGCAUCACUGUGCUAACUCACGGCAUGGGCAGUAACUACUUGCUCGCUCAAGACCAUCCGUACAAUAUUGACCAGCUGUGGACUCCUUUCACUGCUGAUCGCUGCACGACCCUUGCUGGAAAGCCGAAGCUCUUUUUCAUCCAGGCUUGCAGAGGUGAACGGCUGGACUCUGGUGUCACUCUUGUUUCUCACCGCCACCGCUCAGAAACAGACUCUUCAUCUUCAACAUCUUACAAAAUUCCCACCCAUGCUGACUUUCUGUUGGCUUACAGCUCUAUGGAAGGUUUCUUCUCCUGGCGUAAUCCAGAAGAUGGAACAUGGUUCAUUCAGUGCCUAUGUGAGGAAUUGCGAAACAAUGCAGCCAAAGUGGAUCUUCUGAAGCUUCUGACUAACGUCUCCCGCAAAGUGGCUCUUGAUUAUCAGUCGUACAAUGACCUGAUACCAUGGCAACAUGAGCAGAAGCAGGUACCUUCUGUUGUAUCCAUGCUGAUCAGAGAUGUCCAUCUGCGUCCCAAAAACUAAUCUGUAGCAUGAAUGGAGUGCACAAUGUACUUCUUAUUUCCAUUGAAGUGAUGUUGAAUGUGUGAUAAGGCUUUUUGUGAUGAGCUGUAGAAAAAUUUAAAAGCACUGCCAAGCAUUCUGGUAUAGUUCACUAGUGAAGGCAGUUUUACUGCCAUUGUGCCAAUUUUACCAGUGUCUUUCAGCUCGGCUAUUUGAGCAUCUCUAAGUGUGAUCUCAUUUGAAUUGGGAACAUGACAUUUUUGUAUGGUCAGGUCCACAAUCUUUGGAGAUUAUUUUAAAUUAUGUGCUAAGGUAAUGUUAUGUUUGUUUACUUGCUCAAUUAAGAGGGCAUUCAUGCUUAUGUUGGCAUAUUACUUCUGUCUCAGUUAUGAUGCUUCACAUAAUUAUUGUGAAUUUGCUUGUUCUUUUAUGUUUACUACAACACUUGCCACAAGUACAUUUUAGCAAAAAAAAAUGUAAACUAGCCUUAGCUUUGUCGCUUUUUAACUACAGAUUGUUCAGAUUUAACUUAAUAACUUUUCUUUGAAUGGAAUUUGUAACUUUUAUUUGUUUGGCUCAAUGUUAUUGUUUUAUGCCAGUGUGUUUUGAUCGGGGCUGCUGAGUGCAGUAAUGAAUUGUUUUGAUACGUCAAAUUUAAUGCAGCUUUUGAUAAGUUUUUUUAAACUUGCAUUCUUGUCAAUUUAAAAUGUCAGCACACUAUGUGUAACAUUCCUCUCAUGCUCUUGCGUUUUUGCAUCAUGUAUUAUGCCACAAGGCAGGUGUUGUGUUGGUUCUCUUGAGAUUUCUGUCUUGCAGCAUGCCCAUUUCCUACUUUGCAUACUUUUACAUAGUGGUGCAUUGGCACUGUUCAAGGUGCUUGUUUGAGGCACCAUCCUUAUUGAUUUAAUUAUAGACAUUGAUCUCGUACUUGUGAACUGCAUGAGUACCAUUAGUAUGUGUUCAGACUUCUUAAAUUUUUUUCAUUAUCUUUACCAAGUUGCCAUUGCAUGUUGGCUCUUCAUUGUUGACUUUCUACCAGCAUUAUCAGUUUUGAGUUAUAUUGUUAUUGUAAGAUGUUUGCCAUAGUUUAUGUUGGUUAUGUGUGAUUAUUUCUUUUUAAUUCCUUAGAAUACAUCACUUCUAAAAUUGUGAUGUAAUACUGUGUAUUUGUUUGUAUUAAUGUACUACUUAGUUUGCAAUUUUUUAUCACCUAUGUGUUCAGUCAGAAAAUUUGUUUUCUUGUUUUAUUUUAUUGAUUCAUCUGACUAAGAAAAAGAAACACCAUUCUGGAUCAAUUAAAAUGAAUGAAAAUUUAUCAAAUUAAUAAACAAAUUGUUAUUAUGCUGCAACUGAAUUCAUUGUGAGCAAUGUUGCUGCAAUCAUAAUGUACAUGCACAACGAACAAAAUGUUCAGUAUUAUGUAAUUCAUUCUUUUUUAUCUACUGGUACUGUGGUACAAAUUUGAACCAUGCAGUGUGAAUGCACGUCAACAGCUGAGAGCCCAAGCUUCAAAGCCCUGUGCCUUCCUAUCUCUAUUUUUUUUGGCAAUGAUUUUAUACACAAGUAUAUAUUUGUAUGGUCCAAUGACUUAAAUCUGAAAGAUUUUUUUCUUAAAUUUGUACUCAAAAUCUUUAUAUUUGUACUUUGUGUUUAAGUUAUAAAUAAAUUGUUAAAAUGUA